Messenger RNA from Manduca sexta (tobacco hornworm), 2775 nucleotides. RefSeq names its product 23 kDa integral membrane protein. The transcript has a single exon. NCBI's taxonomy places the organism in Eukaryota, Metazoa, Arthropoda, Insecta, Lepidoptera, Sphingidae. Gene Ontology annotation, cellular component: membrane. The coding region runs from base 50 to 832 and encodes 260 amino acids. The record is from RefSeq and is a predicted model, not a curated record.
ACGACGCCAUUCGAUUGUACACAACGCCCGCGCACGCACGCGUUUCAAAAUGGCCUCCACCGUCCUUCUACACAUUUUGAACACGGUCCAAAUGAUCUUCGGCUUGGCCUUGACCGCUGCCUCGAUCUGGUUCUUCAUCGAAGUCCAAAGCAUAACCAGCUUGAGGAACACCAACCACUAUUUGCUGGACUACAACGUUUACUGGCCGCAAGCGAUACCAUGGAUAUUCAUGAUUGUGGGAAUUUUCAUUCUGUGCAUUUCGUGCUGCGGUUUCGCUGGAGCGAGGAAGAAGAAUCGAGGCAUGGUUGUGUUGUUCGCGAUAUUCCAAAGUAUCGCUAUAGUUGGAUUGGUUGCUGCGGCCAUCGUGGCUUUGACUUGCGCUGACUCGAAGAGCACGGAUAAAUUCAUGGAAGACACUAUUUGGGACGUGUACACACACACGAAGAAUGAUAGAGAUGUCGAAAUGGCUUUCGGGAAUAUCGAGAAACGUCUUCAAUGCUGCGGAGCUGGUGGUCCUCGGGACUACCUCAACUGGAGACGUGAGUUCCCUAUCUCCUGCUGCGAUACCUAUUACCACGGCUGGAUCGGCGCGUACAACAUCGACUGCGACUUCACGAACAAACUAGCAAACGAAAGGCACGGAUGCUCGGCAGUAGCAGUAAAUUAUACGCGAGUUAUAAUCAAAGUGCUGGCCGGAGCCUCUGUCUUCACAGCGUUUAUAGGAAUAAUGAGUCUGAUAGUGGCCGUAGCGUUGAUUCUGGGAGGGCUGAAGAAGAAGUCGAAGAUGGUGUUGGCGCCGCACGAGAUGGAAAGCAAGAAGGUUUUGUUAUAAGUGAUAUAUCAGUGAAUUUGAACCCGGGAACGAGGUAUGUCUAUGGGAUGCUUAACGUAAAUAGUUACUCUAGUUUUGUAAUUUAGUUCAGUUUCUCACGAAAGUAACUAAUAGUUAACUGUAUCCCAGACUAGGUUCUUGGUUUAUGUAUAAGGCUGCGAAUGGACAAAUCAAUUGUUUAAGGUAUUUGUUAUAAUUAAUACCAAAGAUACAUUCCACCAUUUUGAAAACACAAUCUCAAAGUUACCUGAUAUUUUUUCAUUAUUCUUUCAAGAUUUAGUUAAUAACUUGCAAGAUACAAAAGCGACGCUCUCCCUCUAUUAAUACGGUUCAAAAUGGCGGGUAAUGAAAUUGAUGCGAUAUCGCUUAAUUGGUUUAGUGGUUGGGUACUUGGUUGUGACAUCCAUGAGGUAUAUUGGGUUCGAUACCCGGGUCUGGUAAUCAAAAUGUUUUUGAUAGAAAAACAUAUUUGAAUUGCCUGAGAGUACAAUUUGUUAUGUUAUUAUAUAAAUUCGGCUAAGAAUAGAUAUACUAGUUGCUCUGCUUACCUUUUCCGUGAUACAAGCGUGAGCUUAUAUAACAAAUUGUAAGCGUUUACGAAAUGUUAUGUUGCAUUUGGGUGUCACUUAUGCAACUUGGUUGCGUAAUAGAAGAUACAAGAAGUACUUUUGUUUAACCCGCGGAUGACAGCGCAUUUAGCGAAACCGUGUUAAAUGAGUACUACCGUGGUAAUUGCUACAAAAUUACUCAUUGUUUUGGUUAUUUCGCGAAUAUUCAAUACUAAUCUAUAUUAAGUAUAAUAUAAUUUAUUAACCGCGAAUAUUGAAACCGCGUAUAUCGAAUCCGCGUUAUGCGAGGGAGCAUGACACACUUUUCCUUAUAUGAGUGUUACGAAAGGGUCCCCUAAGGGCCUCUAUGUUGUCUGUCUCUAUGUGUAGAGAGAGAUCAACAGUGACGUAACAUAGAGUCGAAUGCAGGCGAAUAUGACUCUAAUGUACAGGUAACUAAAAAAGGUUUUUGUUUAAAAAACAUAACAUACAAAAUGUACUUAUAAUAUUUUAAAACAAAUUUUAUUUUAGAUUGUUUUUAAAAAUUGAUUGUAUAAUUGUUUUUAUUUAUUAGCGAUGAUGUUAAAACGAUGACUAAUUCUAUUAUGGUUUUUUAAGUGACUCAUAAGUAUUAUUGUGGCUGACUCACAUUUUUCUUAUGGCUUGUACAUGACAUGAAUUUCUACAUCGCCGUGUCACCUUGAAUGUUCAACUUUUUACAUUAUUUAACAACAUGAUUAAUGUAGCGAGUUUAUUGCAUUAUAGAUAAUUAAUCCGUCGAGUUUAUAUUUUAAAUUUCGAAGAAGAUUCGAGAAUUCUGAAUUUGAAUUUAUGAAAUAUGCAAGCUAGAUAAUUUAAUUAUCAUUUGUUACUAAGUUUAUUGUAAUCGAGAAUUCCGAGUUUAUAACGUAUUAUUUAUAAACUGAUUUUGUAAAUAUUACUUUAUAUUAAUAUGUAAUUGACAGUGGCGCCAUCUGUCAUAAGUGUAGUUAAGGAUAAUUAAACAAUAAGAUAAUGAAUUUCAUACAAAUAGAUAUUUAUUAAAAUAUGUGUGAAUAUUAAAGAGAUAAAAUAAUUAACUAUAAAGGCUGUAACGCUUUAUUAAAUGGGAUUAUCCCAUAUUUGUUUGUAGGUUAGUAUUAAUUUAAUGUAGUUAUAGUUACUAGGGUAUUUAAAAUAUAUUAUUUCUAAAAUUUUGUCAUACAUGGCCCUUAUGGGUGAAUUGUAGGUGAAUAGCUCUGCCUUGCUUGUUAAGGUUUUCUUAUAUAAAAAUUUAAUUUAAUUAUUUUUUAAAUGUGGGAACGUAAAUCGCAUUUAUUUAAGUGAAGUUAUCUCUUUAAUAUAUUUCAGUAAGAUGUUGUUGCGUUGUAGUAACAAAUAUAUAUUUGAAAAUUA